Molecule: messenger RNA, 2913 nt
Organism: Tauraco erythrolophus (red-crested turaco)
Lineage: Eukaryota; Metazoa; Chordata; Aves; Musophagiformes; Musophagidae
Source: RefSeq, a predicted model, not a curated record
AUGUCAUCAGGCCUUACAGAGGAACAAAAGAGAAGAAUCGAAGAGAACCGUCAGAAGGCUUUGGCCAGGAGAGCAGAGAGGCUAGCAGCCCAGAGAGGUGGGCAGGUGGGGGUCGCUGGACCUCAGGUGAAAGGACAGAGUCCAGUUAAUCAGGGAAACUUGAAGGAAGAAAACAAUCAUGUUAGGUUUGUUAGCCAGCACCAACAGAAUCCAAACAGUCCUGCGGAGCAGAAGAGCUAUCUGCGGAAAGAUUAUAGUCAUUACACUGCAAACCAACAGAUGGCUGAUUCACAUGGAGAGCAACAAAAGAAUUGUUCAGAGGACUCGGAACAUGCAAGUGGCAUUAAGCACUUCCCGACAACGAUCUCAAAUCCUCUGAGUUAUUCUCAUAAACAUUACUUGAAUGCUGGUGGUCAGGAACAUGGACAACAAGCUUUAAUUAAUCUUGGUACAUUCCAGCAGCCCAAAUGCUACCCAGCUUUCAAAAACCCUACAGAACCAUCCCAUCCUAGAUUAAUUGAUAACGGGCACCCAGACAGUAGUAAAGAUUUACAGAGUCUGAACAAAUCUGCCAUAAAACACGUUUCACCACCAAGCAGCGCCGCUCGGAGUGAUUCAGAAAUGCUGAUAAACACAAGCAGACCAACGGAAAGAGAAGGGGGAAGUGAUGCCUCUCAGGCCAGUGGUAGGAUGCAGAAGCUGACCAGCUCUGCUGGUGCGGGCUCUGCCUUUGAAGCUGCCGUUUGCAAGAAAGCAAACAGUGUUACAAAUGGAAAAUGUGUGAAAUAUGGGGAAGACCGGUUCCAGGUCGAAAUAGGGUAUAAUGCUGAACUCAUUGCCGUGUUUAAGAAGAUACCAAGCAAAAGCUAUGAUCCUGCUAUGAAAAAAUGGAAUUUCAGCCUGGAAGAUUACUGGAGUUUCAUGGAAGCAGCAAAUCAAAUUUCAUCAGUAAUUCUGGCACCACUGGAAGGAGAAAAUGCAGUUGGCUUGGCAUCAGGCUCUCAUUUUGUUGGCGGUAGAGUUGAUGUGAAAUCCCUCUUGAAGAUGUGUAAGAGCUGGAAGAAACCCUCAGCCCUUGUCAAAGGGAAGUGCGUGCUGAUCUCUCGCUUGCGGUUUGAGGUUGAUAUUGGGUAUUCUGCAGAAGUGAUUGGAGUGUUCAAACAGAUGAAUUCCAGAAAUUAUGAUAUGAACACCAGAAAGUGGAAUUUCCUGCUGGAAGACUAUCCCAAACUAAUGGAAGUGUUACAAAGCCUUGUGUCAGUAGAAGUGGAACCACUGCCUGAAGCAGUAAUACAAACCUUUGCUGCACAAAUACAGAGAUCUACAUCACAGACAGACAUUCCUGAUGCUGACCUUUCGGUAGUGGACUCCAAAAUUGUGACGAGCCUCAUGCCCUUUCAGCGGGAAGGUGUGAAUUUUGCAAUUUUAAGAAAUGGACGUUUACUUCUUGCGGAUGACAUGGGCUUGGGCAAGACCAUCCAGGCGAUCUGCAUUGCUGCUUAUUACCGAAAGGAAUGGCCCUUGCUCGUGGUGACUCCUUCUUCCGUGAGGUUUACGUGGGCAGAGGCAUUUCACAGGUGGCUUCCGUCCUUGAGUCCAGGUAGCACCAAUGUCAUAGUGACUGGUAAAGACAACCUAACAGCAAGCUUGAUCAACAUCAUCAGCUUUGACCUCCUCAGCAAGAUGGACAAGCAACUUAACAGCACAUUCCAAGUAGUUAUUAUUGAUGAAUCUCAUUUCUUAAAGAACAUAAAAACUGCACGUUGCCGAGCUGCCAUGCCUCUACUUAAGGCUGCCAGGAGAGUGAUCUUGCUUUCGGGAACCCCUGCCAUGUCACGGCCUGCAGAGCUCUACACGCAGAUCGCAGCUGUCCAGCCAGCCUUCUUCCCACAGUUCCACUCCUUUGGGCUACGCUACUGUGAUGCCAGGAAGAUGCCAUGGGGUUGGGACUACUCUGGAUCAUCUAACUUAACUGAACUGAAAAUUUUGCUGGAAGAGUCCAUCAUGAUCCGACGUCUGAAAUCAGAUGUGCUUUCUCAGCUUCCAGCAAAGCAACGCAAAAUGGUUGUGGUGGCUCCUGAAGGCAUUAGUGCAAAGACCAAAGCUGUCUUGGCAGCUGAAGCGAAGAAGAUGGCCAAAGGAUAUGAAAGUAAACAACAAGAGAAGGAAGCUCUUCUCCUCUUCUACAGCAGAACAGCAGAAGCUAAAAUCCAUUCAGUUGUAGAAUACAUCCUGGAGUUACUGGAAAGUGGGAAUGAUAAAUUCCUGGUGUUUGCUCACCACAAGAUAAUGCUGGAUGCAAUAGCUGCAGAGCUGGAGAAGAAACAUGUUGAAUACAUUCGCAUUGACGGCUCCACACCUUCAGCCGAGCGGCAGUCUCUGUGCCAGAAGUUCCAGUCUGCCGAGAAGCAGGUUGUGGCUGUCCUGUCCCUCACUGCUGCAAACAUGGGCCUGACAUUGUCUGCUGCGGACCUGGUGGUGUUUGCAGAGCUCUUCUGGAAUCCGGGAGUUUUGAUCCAAGCAGAAGAUCGGGCACAUAGAAUUGGACAAACCAGCUCAGUUAAUGUUCACUACCUGGUGGCUGAAGGCACAGCAGAUGAAUACUUAUGGCCAAUGAUUCAAGAGAAAAUCAAAGUGCUGGGGGAAGCUGGUCUUUCAGAAACUGAUUUCUCCAAAACAGCUGAAUCCACUAAUUACUGCCCUAAGACAGAUCCAAAGCAGAAGACCAUCUACGACCUUUUCCAGAGGACCUUCUCUGAGAGCAGAGAUGACACUGAUGAAGUUUUGCUUUUGGAGGCAGCUGAUGCUUGCUGUGAGUUUGACUCUGACAGUGCCUUGCAAGGUACUGAGGGAGAGAUGUGUUCAGUGAGUCCCCCCAAAAAGCGACGUAUUGAGGAGUUUUUUAAAGUGUAA